GAUGUAGUAAAGCAGAAUAUAUUAGAGGUCACUCAGCCAGUACAUUCCUUUUGCUUCAUUGGCUUCUGACUUACUUGGAUGGACAAAUGCACCCCAAAAUGAAAGUGCUGCUGAGGAUCUUAAAUGGAGAACAAGACCUCUUGAAACCCACUCCUCGGAUCUCAGAGAUUGAAAGAAGCAGGUGCUGAAACUUAGUUUUUCCUCUGAACAAGAAAAAUGGUCUGUGAUAGAAACUGUGGGCUCAUCACUGGUGCUGUCAUUGGUGCAGUCUUGGCUGUGCUUGGAGGUAUUCUGAUACCAGUUGGAGACAUGCUUAUUGAGAAGAAAGUUAAAAAGGAAGUUGUCCUUGAAGAAGGUACAAUUGCUUUUAAAAAUUGGGUUGAAACAGGCACAGAAGUUUACAGACAGUUUUGGAUCUUUGAUGUGCAGAAUCCAGAGGAAGUAGCAGUUAAUAGCAGCAAAAUUAAAGUUAAGCAAAGAGGUCCUUAUACAUACAGAGUUCGUUAUCUAGCCAAGAAAAAUAUAGUCCAGGACCCUAAGACCCACACAGUCUCUUUCCUACAGCCCAAAGGUGCCAUCUUUGAACCUUCACUGUCAGUUGGAACAGAAAAUGAUACUUUCACUGUUCUCAAUCUGGCUGUAGCAGCCGCACCCCAUCUCUAUCCAAAUGCAUUUAUUCAACUGAUACUCAAUGUAUUUAUAAAAAGGUCAAAGUCAUCUAUGUUUCAAAAGAGAACUUUGAAAGAACUACUGUGGGGCUAUACAGACCCAUUCUUGAAUUUGAUUCCAUACUCCACUCCUACCACAGUUGGUAUGUUUUAUCCUCACCACAAUACUUCAGAUGGAGUUUAUAAAGUUUUCAGUGGAAAGAACGAUGCAAGCAAAGUUGCCAUAAUUGACUCAUAUAAAGGCAAAAAGAAUCUCCCUUAUUGGCCAAGCUAUUGUGGCAUGAUUAAUGGUACAGAUGGAGCCUCAUUUCCACCUUUCAUUGAGAAGACCCGGGUAUUGCAGUUCUUUGUAUCUGAAAUUUGCAGAUCCUUCUAUGCUGUAUUUGGAGCUGAAGUUAACCUGAAAGGAAUUCCUGUGUAUAGAUUUAUUCUUCCAUCCAUGACUUUUGCAUCUCCACUUCAAAAUCCAGAAAAUCGCUGUUUCUGCACAGAAAAAAUUAUCUCCAAAAAUUGUACAUUAUAUGGUGUGUUAGACAUUAGCAAAUGCAAAGAAGGAAAACCCGUGUACAUUUCACUCCCUCACUUUCUACAUGCAAGUCCUGAAAUUGCAGAAACAAUUGAAGGCUUAAAUCCAAAUCAAGAAGAACAUAGCACUUACUUAGAUGUUGAACCUAUAACUGGAUUCACUUUACGAUUUGCACAACGGCUACAGAUCAACUUACUGGUCAAGCCAGCAAGAAUAAUUGAGGCAUUAAAAAAUCUGAAGCAGAACUAUAUAGUACCUGUUCUUUGGCUUAAUGAGACUGGUACAAUUAAUGAUGAGAAGGCAGAAAUGUUCAGAAAACAAGUGACUGAAAAAAUAAACCUCCUUGGCCUAGUAGAAAUGAUUUUACUGAGUGUUGGUGUGGUGAUGUUUAUUGCUUUUAUGAUUUCAUACUGCACAUGCAGAUCAAAGAAAGUAAAUUAGGAAGCAGAUGAGUCUUUACGUUUAUGCCCCAGCUACAUCAGGACCUUUCUUAAUAUCCACCUACAAAAUGAAGAUGCAAUAUGCUUUAUUUUUGCAAAAUAUACCUUAUCAUAUAGUUGAAGAACAGGUGUCACUUUUUUUCUCUCACUGAGCAGUGGUACAUUUUUAAAGGAUUAUUAAGAUUAAAACUAAAAUUCAUAAUUUGAAAAAGGGCACCUUUUAAAAUUCAAUUAUGUACACAGUCAAAUUGAUUUCAGUUUCCACAGAACUCACUUGAGCAUGAUUAUAUUUAUUUGGUACUACUUCACAAAAUGGUUCUCUGGUGGAAAAUCUGGCAGAGGGGAGGAGGUUCUAAACAAAUCCUGAAACCUGAACUCUUUCCUUCCCCAUCAAUGGGAAAACAUCACUACCCUUAUGAGUGUUCCUGAAACUCACAGACCCCAGGACUUUCAGUACAUUGCAUUUCAUGAGCAUCAAUUAUUUUGAAAGACAUUUAAGAAUGGAAAAUAAAUGAUUGACCUAUAUACCA
This is a messenger RNA of Phacochoerus africanus (Common warthog), 2164 nucleotides long. Its product is annotated as platelet glycoprotein 4-like. The record is from RefSeq and is a predicted model, not a curated record. Gene Ontology annotation, cellular component: caveola; cytoplasm; cell surface. The transcript has 14 exons. NCBI's taxonomy places the organism in Eukaryota, Metazoa, Chordata, Mammalia, Artiodactyla, Suidae. Gene Ontology annotation, biological process: low-density lipoprotein particle clearance; lipid storage; receptor-mediated endocytosis. Gene Ontology annotation, molecular function: low-density lipoprotein particle receptor activity; scavenger receptor activity; low-density lipoprotein particle binding. The coding region runs from base 217 to 1635 and encodes 472 amino acids.